Molecule: messenger RNA, 915 nt
Organism: Penaeus vannamei (Pacific white shrimp)
Lineage: Eukaryota; Metazoa; Arthropoda; Malacostraca; Decapoda; Penaeidae
Source: RefSeq, a predicted model, not a curated record
UGAAAAGAUAAUAAGAUAAACUAAUUAAUUAAUAAUUUGCAGGUCGGGGGAGUGCUCUUAGUCAUCAUCGCCUCAGCGUCGGCAGCGCCUCAGUUUCAGUUCAAUGACGCGCAGCCGAUGCCCUACGACUUCGCUUACGGCGUGAACGUCGAGAGCACAGGAGACGUGAAGGAACACAAGGAGUCCGUGUCGCCUUCGGGAAGAACCGAGGGCGAAUAUCGCUGGCUGCAGCCCAAUGGACUUUACAGAGUAACGCGAUACUUCGUCGACGGAGACGGAGGAUACCAAGCCUCAGUGAGCGAGGAACCCGGAGACCAGGUGUCCAACUACUACUUCAGUUCUCUGGCCAACGCCGGCUCCUCCAGCAGCACACAGGUGUCACAGCAGGGCUUCAGCAGCUCGCAGUCGUCAGGUAACGGUGCAGCAUUCAGUGGGUCCCGCUUUUCAAGCAACCAGCAAGCCUUCGGCACUUCACAGUUCUCUGGGAAUCGGCAAAUCUUCGGGAAUUCACAGUCGUCAGGAAACCAAUCGACAGGAAACCAAGCAGCCUUCGGCAAUUCGCAGUUUUCGACCAACCAACAGUUCUUUGGCAACUCGCAGUCUUCCCUCGACCAGAACCGCUUCCUCUCCUCGCAAAGCCUCCAAAACCAGCCCAAUUCUCAGACUGGGAACUUCGUCGGCAGCAGCAUCAUUGACGGCGGCGUGAUCAGUGGCGGCGUCAUCGACGGAGGCGUCAUUGACGGGGGCGUCGUCAACGGAGCCACUUUCGGAGCCACCAACGCUUUCAGUGACAGCAACAGCUUCAGUCAGGGCGUGACAAGCUUCCAGACGUCAGUGGCUGACAGGAGCGACAUCAACCGAGGCGUUGCUGUGAUUCUGGCUGGCAGUUCUUUGCCUAAUUCUUUCAGGGGGUGA